Messenger RNA from Betta splendens (Siamese fighting fish), 3945 nucleotides. It is a transcript of the gene styxl2, whose product is annotated as dual specificity phosphatase 27. Bases 180 to 3578 code for a protein of 1132 amino acids. Gene Ontology annotation, molecular function: protein tyrosine/serine/threonine phosphatase activity; MAP kinase phosphatase activity. The record is from RefSeq and is a predicted model, not a curated record. Gene Ontology annotation, biological process: negative regulation of MAPK cascade; protein dephosphorylation. Gene Ontology annotation, cellular component: cytoplasm. Lineage: Eukaryota; Metazoa; Chordata; Actinopteri; Anabantiformes; Osphronemidae. The transcript has 7 exons.
GGGAAGGAGGGGAGGGGGCUGUUGAAUGCCUAGAACUGGAAGCUGGAGUCCGUCUGGACACGGCCACUUUCAGCCCAGACAAGCUUUAGUCUGUGACCCACUGCCAGCAGAACCAAGCAACACGUGUGGAGUCCAGUCUGCAGGUCUUAGUAAACCUGGAUCAGAACCAGGAAGGAGCCAUGGCCUCAGUCAGCGAUCACACGGAUCCUGAUGGACCUGAUGUCAAAGCUGUCCAGUCUCAGUACCUGCGCUGCCCCUCCCCCAGUUUCUCCAUGUUGUCAGAGUCCAGGUUCUCUGCGAUCUCUGGCUCUGACAGCAUCCUGAUGGAGCCCAUCCAUCUUUCAUCUGCUGUCGCUGCCAAGAAGAUCAUCAGUGAGGAGCUGCCGCCUCGUGGGCUUCGCACGGAGUCCAUCCCAGAGUCCAUGUUAGAACGUGCGGAGCAGCUGAUGGUGGAGGACCUCUACAACCGGGUCAGGGACAUGAUCGAUGACCGCAGCCCCUACAACACCCCGUGUGUGCUGGACAUUCAAAGGGCGCUGGUGCAGGACCACGUGGAAGCUCCCAUCAACCCUGUGGAUGAGGUGUGGCCCAACAUCUACAUAGCAGAAAAAUCAGUUGCUCUUAACACGGCUCGUCUCAAGCGGAUGGGCAUUACCCACAUCCUUAACACUGCCCACGGCACAGGCGUCUACACCGGGGAGUCUUUCUACGCGGGCAUGAACAUUCAGUACAUGGGCAUCGAGGUGGACGACUUUCCAGACGCCGACAUGUCGGUUCACUUCAGGCCGACGGCCGAGUUCCUGGACGAGGCUCUGCUGACGCACAAAGGGAAGGUUCUGCUGGUUUCUGUGAUGGGCGUCAGUCGCUCUGCUGUCCUGGUGGCUUCCUAUUUGAUGAUCUUCCACCACAUGACCAUCAUGGAGGCCUUAACCUCCAUUAGGAAGAAACGUGCCAUCAACCCAAAUGAAGGCUUCUUAAAGCAGCUACGAGAGCUCAAUGAAAACCUUUUGGAGGAGCAUGACGAUGACGAAACCCUCAGCCAGUGUUCAGUUAUCGAUGCUCGCACCCGCACUCGCCUGUUUGGAGAUGGUGGAGAUGAUGAUGAGGAGGAGGAUGCUGAUACCUCGGAGGGGCAGAGCAUGACGGAGGUGAAAGCACACUCCAUCAUGAUGGAGGAGGAGGAGGAUGGAGGAAGCGUGAUGAGCAGUGUUGCCUCUUCUGCAGCAGCUGCAGCACUUAGAAGUGGUUUGGUAGCAAGCAAUGGGCUGGAAGGCCAGGGAUCAGCAGGAGUUCAAGAAGAUUUUGUUCUACCUGAUCAGGAGCUCGGACGAGAGGGCGACAAUGAAGAGGGCAUUGACAGCAUGAUUCGAGAAUGGCAGCGUCGGAAUGAGAAAUACCAAAGCGAGGAGUGGUGGGAGGCCCAGCUGAACAGUGACUGUGAGGACGGGGAGUCUCUGCCUGGUCUAUCCAAGAGCACAGAGCCCGAUGCGGAUGUGGACAGCGUCACCAGUGAAGACAUCCAAGGUAUAAGGGAGCGUCUGAAACGUCGCAAUCAGCGUCCCCCAUCUGAUGCCAUGUCGACCUCCAGCUGCAGAAGUUACUCAGAUCUCUGGAAACAGCGGCUGAAGGAGAUCGAGGAGCAAGCUGCCGCUCUCUAUCGAAAGAAGGAUGACGGUGAUGGCAGCGAGAGCACUGCUACCGGCACAGGCGGGGAAAGGAACGUUGAUGACGAGGUGGAGAGCAUCCUCUCGGAUGCCAGCUCCAUGUACAACUUCUGCCAGAAAAACAAGGAGACCCUGACUCCGCUGGAGCGCUGGCGUGUCAAGAGGAUCCAGUUUGGCUGGAACAAGAAGGACAGAGAGGAUGGAGAGCAAAGUUCUGUGGGCGAUGGAGAGACGGUCGACGGCAAAGGAGAAGCCAGGACAGCAUCAUUCCAGGACGUCAACCUCACUGCAUAUCAGGCCUGGAAGCUCAGGCAGCAGAAGCGUCUGGGAGAAGAGAAUGCAGAGGAAAUACUGGAGAUGAGUCGAGGGGAGAACUCUGCAAUCAUCAAAAGGAGACAACGGCGUGAGGAAAUCCUGGAGCGUUCAAAGAAGACUUUGGAAGAGAGUCAGUCUAUGUGCGGCUGGGAGACUGAGAGCUACAUCAGCGGAGGAACGGUACCGCUCUCUGCUUUCUGGGCUGGAGCUGGGGUCAUGACUCCCCAGAGUGUUAUCAACGACAACAUGUCAGUGGUUAGUGGCAGAUCCUCCGUCAUAUCUUCAGUUUCACAACCUCGCAGUUCAAGAUCAGCACAAUCUGCUGUCCUGCCCAACCCACUGUCUCCAGCUCCUCCCAUCCUCCCACUAGUUACUGCCCAGAACUCUGGUGAACCCAUGGUCAACCUGGCCAGCAUCCAAAACUGGAUCGCCAACGUAGUCUCUGAAACCAUUAAACAGAAGCAGAGUGAAAUGAACCGGGCCGGUUCUGAGAACGGCUUUGGAAUCGCACCGAGCGUGAUUUCUGGCUGGGGUCUGGAAGACGACAAGGCAUCCACGCUGAGCGGCGCCUCCAACAGCAGUGCACUGUCCCAGGCUCGGAGCAGGACCACAUCGGUCCUAUCCGGUGCUGGAUCAGGCAUCACGUCGGGUCUCAGCGGCAGAGCUUCAACAACAGUGGGUUCCACUCUGGGAUCCAAGAAAAACAAGAUCACCACCACCAGCGUUCCACUCUUCAGCCUCUUCCAGGACCAGGUGAACCUGAGCAAACUGGAUGCCAUGGACAAAGAGAUAAAGUCUGGAAUGAGGAACAAGAUGGCAACCUAUGAAAAGAAAAAGAUUCUUGAGGACAACAAGCGAAGCACAAUGUUCAAGAAGAAGAAACAGACUGAGGAUGAUGAUGAGCAGCAGCAAGAAAAAUUGAGGAAGGAGGAGGAGUUUCUGGAGGAGACAAAGAGAAAGGAGAAGCUUAAGAAGAACCAUGGCCUCUCUGGAUGCCUGAACCUCAACCGUGCCCUGGAGAGAGGAAAGGACACGAGCAUUGAUGACUGGCUGAAGAGUGUGAGGCCUCCUCCCAGGAAGUCGGCCUUAGGAGCACAGGACGCUCCAGACGAUCCAUGCGAUGAUCUGGAUGCAUCUGCUUCUGAAUUUGAUUUCUCAGGCCAGCGGGCAUCCGAUGAUGAUGAUGAUGAUGAUGAUGAUGAUGAAGAUAAAAACCCGUAUGUGUCCAGAUACAGAGCAGGGCUGUGCAAGGAUCUGUUAAGUGAAGACAGAAAGUAUGUCUGUAAUGGGUUCACAGAAUAUCAUGACUACAGGCAGACAGGGCGGUCCUAUGGAGCUUCUGAGGAGGACAGCUACACCCACUCCUCCAAAACCAAGUACGAUCACUAUUCACAAUUUAAAAGCAGUGAGAGGGAGAGAGGGAGGAGCAGAAGAGAGGGGGGCAGUGAUGAUGAGGAGGAAGAGGAUGUUGCCACCUUCAUAGCCCAGACUCGACAGAGAAUCCGAGCUCAGGCUGCUGCUGAGGCAGAGGAUGACGAGGUCCUUGCAGCUUGGAGAGCCCAGCAGGAGGCAAAGUCACAGAGUCAACAUGAGUCCUAGCAGAACCGAACCCUCCAACGCUGCUGGAUCACAGGCAGCUGCUAAAACAAGCACAUCCACUGAAUGACGAAGGGCUUUUAUUUGCACUAACAGAAACUGCCUUGUUUUACCUGCUGAUUAUUAUAAACUUUACGAAUACUUAUAUUUUAGUAUUAUUGUUGCAGGAUCCAAAUUUGUUAGGUUAACUGUAUUCCACAGCUCAACUAGUAAAACGUAUAUACAGUACAGCACUAUUGAAUGUAAAGCUGAACAUGUAUUUGGUACAUGAUUACUGCAUGAAAAAAAACACAUCAUCCCAUCAAAAAUGAAGUCACAUCUUAAAAUUUUGAUUAUUUUAUUAAUGAAUAAAUAUUCAGUUGAAUAAUGA